Molecule: messenger RNA, 2232 nt
Organism: Parnassius mnemosyne (clouded apollo)
Lineage: Eukaryota; Metazoa; Arthropoda; Insecta; Lepidoptera; Papilionidae
Source: the annotation of a GenBank genome assembly
AGUAUUGGCUUUAAUCGUAAAAAGUAAGUUUUGGAUUGCAAAUCUUUAUACUAAAUAAACUGUCGCAAAAAUAUUUAAAUUUGUGGCGAAGUGAUUGCAGCGCAUCGUACGAAAAUAAAUUGAUAGUGCUUACGGUCAAGUUAUAAUGAUUCCGCCGAUUGCAUUGAUUCUCAACAGCUUCGUAAUGUUGACACUUGCCGAACCACCGUCAUCCGAUAUAGAAUGGCAACGGUUAAAGCCGAAGUACGACGAAGUUCAUUUUACGCCAACACAAUUUCCCAUAAUCGAUAAUGGAAUAUUAACAAAUGGUAAAACGAGUGCAAAAAUGUCUGGAACUGAAGAUUUAAACGAAGACUCAGAUAUAAUUUUCUGUGAUAAAACGCAACAUAAGAAAGUAAUGGAGUUAUUACUCCGAGACAUUCAACGGGGUAAUCAUCUAUUGCUAGUUGAGAACUGGGGAUUGAAAAAUAAAAAAAUCGCAGACAGUCUGGUACAACAUUUGAAUCGCCCUAUGAAAUAUACACAAUUGCACCGCGAUUCAACCAUACAGUCCUUGACAGUACACCCAACUAUCAAAAAUGGAACAGUCAUUUACGAAGAUUCACCACUCGUCAAAGCCGUUAAAUAUGGCCAUGUGUUAGUUGUGGAUGAAGCGGAUAAAGCGCCAACAACAGUGACAAGUAGCUUAAACACUUUAAUGGAAAAUGGAGAGAUGGUACUGAGCGAUGGCAGAAGGAUAAUUUCCAGGAAAGUUAUGAAUAGUUCUGGAGGAAAACCAUCUGGUACUAUUCCUGUGCACGAUGAUUUUAGAAUGAUAAUCAUGGCUAGUCAAACUGGAUUUCCGUUCUUGGAAAAAUACUCUUCUACACCUGUAGGUAAUUUUAACGUUGAAAUAAUCAACUUUUCGUAUUUACUUUUAGGAUUUGCUAUAAUUUAAAUUGUUGAUAGUACUGGUGAUAGUAGCAACAGAGUCCUUCUUAGCUUAUAAGUCUCACUAAUACUGGUCCUGCAAUUUUCGGGAUGGUACUUCACAAUCUGCCAGAAGUCACGAUAUGAUUGAAGCUUUCCCUUGGCGACAUUUAAAUACUUACGAUGACAUGCUUGAUACUGCUAUACGUGGUGGAGCAAUGCUGGGGUUGAAGCAUGAAAAGAAUGACUCGAACCCUAAAUAACAAAACGCGGAUAUCACUGCAAAACAGCAGAAUAAUAGUGCUCUGUUUUUUUAUGGUAAAUGACGAGAACCGGAGACCCUGUUUACUUUUCAUAAGACAUUUAAUAUUAAUCCUCAAAGGUUACAAUGAAAAAAAGAAAUAUAAUAAAAUAAAUAAUAAUAUAAAAAAAGAAAAUAAAUGUAGAUGUCUAUAGCUUACAGAAUUCACUUACUACCAGUAAGUGAACUAGUGCGUAAGUGUGCAUCCACAGUAAAUGCGCGGCGACUAGGGCCUGUUGCGGGUGCGACGGCGGGAGCGGGCAGUGGCCACAGUGACGAACGAUGUUGGAGUGCUUAGACCGUAUUUCAGGUGUUGCAAACCGUGAUGAUCUGAGACAUUACGAUCCUGAGAUGGGAGAUGUUGAACAUAAGAGAGGGUAUGCACGAAAUAAAUAAGAACAGAGAAAUAAAUGCAGGUCAUGAAGACAGAGGUGUGUACAACGCCAGUUUGUCGCUGCCACCGAGAGAUCGUUUGCGCCGCCGCCGUCAAGUUUCAUCAUCAAAAAAUCAUGAGAUAGGCAUCACCGUCAAAGCAGUUGGCUCUAACCCAGCGGUCACCACUGUCGUGAUGGGCUCCGAUGGCACGGGACCACAUACUGCUACAGCAAUAGCCUCGGGUACAGCAGUCGCUAUUGCAACAGCAUUGACCUAUGGUACGGGAGCCUCGACAGCUACCGCAGUUGCUGACGGCAAAUCAGUUGCCACCGCUAUAGCACACUCAUACGACGUAGGAGUCGCCACUGCCACAGUUAGCACUCAUGACUCAUCAUCUGCAGAAGCUACAGCGCACGCACACAACAAAGGAGUCGCUACCGCCACAGCAAACGCGUCUGGCUCAAAAGUCGUCAUGGCCAAGGCGAUUGCCAAAGGCAACCAAGUGAUCAUCGAUACACAAACUAAGCCGUGAACCUAGAUUUAUAAGAAAUUUUAAACAUGUUAUAAAAUAUAACGAAUUUAAAUAUACUUGUGGUCAGUAAGAAAAUGGAUGUUCAUUGAAAAGUCGGGCGAUUGAAUCUGAACAG